Molecule: messenger RNA, 1105 nt
Organism: Lonchura striata (white-rumped munia)
Lineage: Eukaryota; Metazoa; Chordata; Aves; Passeriformes; Estrildidae
Source: RefSeq, a predicted model, not a curated record
GUCGCGUUCCUGAGGGUGAGGGCGGUGAGGGAGGGGCGGCCCCGGGGCGGAUUUUGGGGGGUCCUGAGGGGAUUUUGGGGGUCCCGGUGCCCCAAACCGGGUCCCCAUCGCUGCCCGUGCCCCCCUCAAGCCGCCAUGAGCCUGCAGUGGACGGCGGUGGCCACGUUCCUGUACGCGGAGGUGUUUUUGGGGGUGGUCCUGGCUGGCUUUGCCCUGCUGCUCUCCUUCCUCCUGAGGCGCCUGGUGACGCUGAUCUCGGCGCAGGCCGCCCUGGGUGCCUCCAGCCAGGCGUUCCGCAAGCAGGCCGAGGGCGCCAGCCAGGCGGCCCGGCAGUACCUGGAGGACAACGACGCCCUCAGGAAGCAGCUGCAGGAGUCUGGGGGGGCCCCGUCCCCCACCCGGGACGAGAACGAGACCCUCAAGGCCAAGGUGGAGUCGCUGAAGGAGGAGCUGGAGCUCAGCAAGAAGGCCCUGGAGAAGGCCGAGAGCGAGGUUCAGGCCAUGCGGCGCCAGGCCCAGGGCCUGACCCGUGAGUACGACCGGCUGCUGGAGGAGCACGCCAGGCUGCAGGCCGCCCACGACGGACCCCGCGACAAGAAGGAGUGAGGGGCGUGGCCACGGCAGGCCACGCCCCCACCGGCUGCAAGCCACGCCCACACGGUUACAAACCCCGCCCCCGAGCCCAGGCCACGCCCCCAAAUCUGACCAAGCCCCGCCCCCGGGACCAGGCCACGCCCCCAGCACCAAUUUUGGGGGUGUUCUGGCACCAUUUUUGGGACCGUCCCAGCUUUUUUUGGGGUCCAAAUCUCAUUUGGUGGGGGGUUCAGGCCUCAUUUUGGGGGGCUGAACCCCCCUUUUUCCUGCCCCCCUUCCCAGGGGGGUUUUGGGGGGCAGUGGGGACCCCUCCCCUUUUUUCUGCUUCAAUAAAAUCACCUCGGGUUGGGUCUUGGUUGGUUUCGGGGUCCAAAAUUCGCUCCCGGGACCCCCCAAAUUUCCCCCCUAAAACCCCAAAUUCCAUCCUGGCACCUCCCAAAUUCUCCCUGGGACCCCAAAAUCUCCUCCGGGACCCCCAAAAUCUCCCAGAGACCCCCGAGGUUCCACCUUC